Messenger RNA from Caenorhabditis remanei, 321 nucleotides. RefSeq lists its product as uncharacterized. Bases 1 to 321 code for a protein of 106 amino acids. The record is from RefSeq and is a predicted model, not a curated record. The transcript has a single exon. NCBI's taxonomy places the organism in Eukaryota, Metazoa, Nematoda, Chromadorea, Rhabditida, Rhabditidae.
AUGGUCGUCCACCUCCUCCUGAAGAUUCGAAAAGAUAAACUUGAUUGGUCGCAAGAGAAAACGAAGGAACUCUUCCAAGAACGGUGUGAAUUCUGGAGGAACGUCGAGAAUCGAAACUCGGAUCAGUCAAAGUUCAUUCUCUACUACGAGCUUCUUGCAAGCAUAACCUCUAGUGUGAUUGACUUUGACGCUCAUCACCUACACAAAUGUAUCCAGAACAUUUCGAAGAAGGAUUCCGAGAGGAUUUGGGUUGAGGAGUUGAAAUUUAUGAGCGACAUGUUCUCAUUUGUCGCAUCCGAUGAUGUUGUUUCUAAAUCUUAG